CUAACUUGGGGUUUUAAAAUCAACCUUAUCUUCCUUGUUCUUAGCAGGUGUCUCCCAUCAAAAUUCAAUGAAGCACAUGAAUGAAAGUUUUCCAGAAGACUUAAUUCUUAUGGGUUUUACCAAAUACCCUUGGUUGGAUCUCCCUCUCUUCUUUGCCCUCCUGAUUUCCUACACGUUGACACUGUUGGGAAAUAUUGCUAUUAUUCUGGUUUCUCAACUAGAUUCCCAACUCCAAAGUCCUAUGUAUUUCUUCCUCACAAACCUCUCCUUUUUGGACCUCUGUUUCACCACCACGACAGUACCCCAAAUGCUGUUCAACUUGGGAGGCUCCAACAAGAACAUCACUUAUAUAGGCUGUAUGGUGCAGGCCUAUAUAUUUCACUGGCUGGGCUGUACUGAAUGUGUCCUGCUUGGCAUCAUGGCCUUAGACCGCUAUGUGGCUGUGUGUAAGCCUCUGAGGUACUCUGUAAUCAUGGACCACAAGCACUGCCAGCAGCUCUCCAGCUCAGCCUGGCUCAUUGGUCUGGCAAAUUCACUGCUGCAGUCGACACUCACAGUCCAGCUGCCCCUGUGUGGGGAUCAGGAGCUAGAUCACUUCUUUUGUGAGCUGCCCGGGCUUAUUAAGAUGGCUUGCACGGACACCACAAUCAAUGAGGUCACUUUAGCAGUGGUGGCCACCUUUCUGAUAAUGGGACCCCUCUCCAUGAUUCUUGUCUCUUACAGUUGUAUUGCCCAAGCUGUAUUUUGAAUCCCUUCUGCUGAUAGGAGACUUAAGGCCUUCAACACUUGUUCAUCACACUUACUGGUGGUGUCUUUAUUUUAUGGCCCCGGCAUCUACAUCUACAUGCAGCCCUCAGGGGACAGCCCUCAGGACCUUACCAAAGCUCUGACACUGUUUUACUGUGUUAUUACUCCUAUGGCCAACCCAUUCAUCUACACCUUGAGGAACAAGGAUGUUAAAGGAGCUUUGAGGAGAUUUCUGAGGAGUGCCACUUUGUCCAAAAGAAUAUGA
Acinonyx jubatus (cheetah) is the source of this 1012-nucleotide messenger RNA. RefSeq names its product olfactory receptor 2B11-like. Gene Ontology annotation, cellular component: membrane. NCBI's taxonomy places the organism in Eukaryota, Metazoa, Chordata, Mammalia, Carnivora, Felidae. Gene Ontology annotation, molecular function: G protein-coupled receptor activity; olfactory receptor activity. Gene Ontology annotation, biological process: G protein-coupled receptor signaling pathway. The record is from RefSeq and is a predicted model, not a curated record. The transcript has a single exon.